GCAGGCUUCAUGCAGGGAGCCUGACGCGGGACUUGAUCCUGGGUCUCCAGGAUCAGGCCCUGGUCUGAAGGUGACACGAAACCGCUGAGCCACCUGGGCUGCCCUAAAAAUAUAUUUCAAGAGUAUAUAUUGCCAUAUAAAAUUGUGAAGUAAAUCUCUGGCCUUUGUGAACUCUGCUUCUCCAGGCAAGUAAACCCCAAGGAGGACUGACCAGUUCUUGAAUUUCUAAACCAUGGCACACACAUGUUUGGAUGACCAAGAUACGCCAGAGUAUUCAAGAGGCUGCACCUGUAGCAACAGGAUUCUUCAAGAGCACAUAGGGAUCAGUGAUGUUCAAUGAUGUGUCCAUAGUCUUCUCCCAGGAGGAGUGGGAAUACCUGGACUUGGAACAGAAGGACUUGUACAGAGAUGUAAUGUUGGAGAAUUAUAGCAACCUGGUCUCACUGGGAUGCUUCAUUUCUAAGCCAGAUGUGAUUUCCUUAUUGGAACAAGGGAAAGAGCCCUGGAAGGUUGUGAGGAAAGGAAGGAGACGAUAUCUAGAUUUAGAGAACAGAUAUGAGACCAAGAAGUUAUCUUCAGAGAAUGACGUUUAUGAAAUAAACUUACCCCAAUGGAAGAUAAUGGAAAGGAUUAAAAACCAUGGCCUUAAGGGCCUAAUUUUAAAAAGUGAUUGGGAGCCCAAAAGAAAAUUUGAAGGGCAGGAGGGAUAUUUCAGUCAAAUGAAAAUUGCAUCUCAAAAAGUGUCUUCUUACCAAACACACACAUCUCCGACUCCACAUCAGAGAAUUCAUUUUGUGGAGAAACCCUAUGAAUGUAAAGAAUGUGGGAAAUCCUUUAGAGUACGCCAACAGCUUACUUUUCAUCAUAGAAUUCAUACUGGUGAAAAACCCUAUGAAUGUAAGGAAUGUGGAAUGGCCUUUAGACAGACUGCACACCUUACUCGACAUCAGAGACUUCAUUCUGGUGAAAAACUCUAUGAAUGUAAGGAAUGUGGAGAAUCUUUCAUAUGUGGCCCAGACCUCAGAGUACAUCAGAAAAUUCAUAUUGGUGAGAAGCCCUAUGAAUGUAAAGAAUGUGGGAAGGCCUUCAGAGUACGCGGACAACUUACUCUUCAUCAGAGAAUUCAUACUGGUGAGAAACCCUAUGUAUGUACAGAAUGUGGAAAGGCCUUUAGACAGUAUGCACACCUUACUCGACAUCAGAAGCUUAAUAUUGCCGACAAGCUCUAUGAAUGUAAAGAAUGUGGGAAGGCCUUUUUGUGUGGCUCUGGCCUUAGAGUACAUCACAAACUUCAUACUGGUGAGAAGCCCUAUGAAUGUAAGGAAUGUGGGAAAGCCUUUAGAGUGAGACAACAAUUAACACUCCACCAGAGAAUUCAUACUGGAGAGAAACCCUAUGAAUGUAAGGAAUGUGGAAAGACCUUUAGUCGUGGUUAUCAUCUUAUUCUUCAUCACAGAAUUCAUACUGGUGAGAAACCUUACGAAUGUAAGGAAUGUUGGAAGGCCUUUAGUCGUUACUCACAACUAAUUUCACACCAAAGUAUUCAUAUUGGAGUUAAACCCUAUGACUGCAAGGAAUGUGGGAAGGCUUUUAGAUUACUCUCCCAACUUACACAACAUCAGAGUAUUCAUAUUGGUGAGAAACCCUAUAAAUGUAAGGAAUGUGGGAAGGCCUUUAGAUUGCGCCAAAAACUUACUCUACAUCAGAGUAUUCAUACUGGUGAAAAACCUUUUGAAUGUAAGGAAUGUAGGAAGGCUUUUAGACUUAAUUCAUCCCUUAUUCAACAUCUGAGGAUUCAUUCUGGUGAGAAACCCUAUGAAUGUAAGGAAUGUAAGAAAGCCUUUAGGCAACAUUCACACCUUACCCAUCAUCUAAAAAUUCAUAAUGUAAAAAUAUAGUUUUUCAAUCCUGUGUUGUAGAACAGUCUAUGGAUAUAGUAAUUAAUCCCUAUUGCUUCCUUUAUAUAAGCAACUGACUUGGCAUGAGAGGUUUUAUAUCAUUAAAAGAAUGUUAAUGCAUUCCACAUCACUUAAACCUGAUAAACUUCACAUUUAUUCUAAAAACUAAUCCUAUCAAUGUAAAAAAUGUGGAAGACACUUAUCAUCUCUGUCCUGUCACUUUCCCACUUGAAUUAUGUUGACAAGAUGCUUUACUGCUAUGUGCUAUAAUUUUUUAAUUUGUAAAAUGGUAAUAUAAUACUGUGGCAGAAUAAAGAUUGCUGUAAAUUCUUUGACAUUUCUCCCCCACCAUCAAGAGCUGGAAUCUGCAUCCCUUGCCCUUGAGACUGAGCAGACUGUGACCACUUUGAUUAGUAGAAGUAUUGCUGUGCCAGUUUCAGGACCCAGGCUUUACUGGUAGAUUUUACUUCAUCUCUUGGGAUGCUCUCUUAAGCUUAGGCCCUGAAUUAUGUUAAAAAGUCUGGCUGCUGUGCUGGGGAGACCACAUGGAGAAGCCCUAAGACUACAAAGAAAGGAAGUGCACCCUUCUGAGCCCAGACUCCACACAUGCCUACCAAGACACCAGACAUUUGAGUGAAGUAGUGUUGAAUCCUCCAGACUAGCCAGCAGCUGAAUGCCAUUGAAUGACUUGAGUUGAUACCAUAUAAAACAGAUGAAUCUACCAACUGAGCCCCUGCCCAAAUUCCUGACCCAUAUGAUCAUGUAUAACAAAACAAUUGUUGUUUUAAGCCACUAAAUUUUGUUUUCUUAUUAUCAUUAAUAUUACUCCUUUGAAAACUCAUAUGUAAGACUAUGAGUCCAAUGAAUAUAGAAAUGCCUUCCACCAACAUUCAUCCUUAUUGAACUUUAGGUAACUUACUCUUUUUAAAAUAGUGGAAGUAAAAAAAAAAAAAAAAUAGUGGAAGUAAAUUCUUUUUCAAUUUGUUCAUUGAAAAACAGGUAUUCUA
Molecule: messenger RNA, 2905 nt
Organism: Canis lupus familiaris (dog)
Lineage: Eukaryota; Metazoa; Chordata; Mammalia; Carnivora; Canidae
Gene: ZFP82
Product: ZFP82 zinc finger protein
Exons: 6
Coding region: 330-1898 (522 amino acids)
Biological process (GO): regulation of transcription by RNA polymerase II
Cellular component (GO): nucleus
Molecular function (GO): RNA polymerase II transcription regulatory region sequence-specific DNA binding; DNA-binding transcription factor activity, RNA polymerase II-specific
Source: RefSeq, a predicted model, not a curated record